Rhinopithecus roxellana (golden snub-nosed monkey) is the source of this 7234-nucleotide messenger RNA. RefSeq names its product phospholipase C like 2 (gene PLCL2). Gene Ontology annotation, biological process: regulation of synaptic transmission, GABAergic; lipid metabolic process; intracellular signal transduction. Lineage: Eukaryota; Metazoa; Chordata; Mammalia; Primates; Cercopithecidae. Gene Ontology annotation, molecular function: phosphatidylinositol-4,5-bisphosphate phospholipase C activity; inositol 1,4,5 trisphosphate binding; GABA receptor binding. The record is from RefSeq and is a predicted model, not a curated record. The transcript is spliced from 6 exons. The coding region runs from base 51 to 3311 and encodes 1086 amino acids.
ACGCGGGGACGCGAGGACGCGGCUUUGUGCAGGCGGGUCGCGGGGCGCCCAUGGCGGAGUGCGGCCGGGGGGGCGCCGCCGGCGGGGCCCUGCCCACCUCCCCGGGCCCGGCCCUCGGCGCCAAGGGCGCCCUGAAAGCCGGAGUAGGGGAAGGCGGUGGCGGGGGAGGUCGCCUCGGCCACGGGCGGGCGCGCUAUGACAGCGGCGGGGUUUCCAACGGAGACUGCAGCCUCGGCGUGUCCGGCGACGAAGCCCGGGCCAGCCCUGCCAGGGGACCCCGCGGCGUUGCGCUCGCCCCGACCCCCAGCGCGGUUGUCUGUCCCGUCCCCCGGGAGAGCAAGCCGGGCGGCCUGCCCCGCCGGAGCAGCAUCAUCAAGGAUGGUACAAAACAGAAGAGGGAACGGAAAAAGACAGUCUCAUUCAGCAGCAUGCCAACAGAGAAGAAGAUUAGCAGUGCAAGUGAUUGUAUUAAUUCAAUGGUUGAGGGUUCAGAACUCAAAAAGGUUCGCUCCAACUCUAGAAUUUAUCAUAGGUACUUUUUACUGGAUGCCGACAUGCAGAGCCUAAGGUGGGAGCCAUCUAAGAAGGAUUCUGAGAAAGCCAAGAUUGACAUUAAAUCCAUCAAGGAAGUAAGAACAGGAAAAAACACAGACAUAUUCCGCAGCAAUGGCAUUUCUGACCAGAUAUCUGAAGAUUGUGCAUUUUCUGUCAUAUAUGGAGAGAAUUAUGAGUCACUGGAUUUGGUUGCCAACUCUGCAGAUGUUGCAAACAUCUGGGUUACAGGACUGCGGUACCUAAUUUCUUAUGGAAAACAUACACUUGAUAUGUUAGAAAGUAGCCAAGAUAACAUGAGGACUUCUUGGGUUUCACAAAUGUUUAGUGAAAUCGAUGUAGAUAACCUUGGACAUAUAACUCUGUGUAAUGCUGUGCAAUGUAUCAGAAACCUCAAUCCCGGUUUAAAAACAAGCAAAAUUGAGCUUAAGUUCAAAGAAUUGCAUAAAUCAAAGGACAAAGCUGGUACAGAGGUCACAAAGGAAGAAUUUAUUGAGGUUUUUCAUGAGCUUUGUACUAGACCUGAAAUUUAUUUCCUUUUAGUUCAGUUUUCAAGCAAUAAAGAAUUCCUUGAUACCAAGGACCUUAUGAUGUUUCUUGAGGCAGAACAGGGUGUGGCACAUAUAAAUGAGGAAAUAAGCCUUGAAAUUAUUCACAAAUAUGAGCCAUCCAAAGAGGGUCAGGAAAAGGGCUGGCUGUCCAUAGAUGGGUUCACUAAUUACCUUAUGUCACCUGACUGUUAUAUAUUUGAUCCAGAACAUAAGAAGGUCUGUCAGGAUAUGAAGCAACCUCUGUCUCAUUACUUUAUAAAUUCAUCUCAUAAUACAUACUUAAUAGAGGAUCAGUUCCGAGGUCCCUCCGACAUCACAGGAUAUAUUCGAGCUCUUAAAAUGGGUUGCCGGAGUGUUGAAUUAGAUGUAUGGGAUGGGCCAGACAAUGAACCUGUAAUUUACACAGGCCACACCAUGACCUCUCAGAUAGUUUUCCGCAGUGUCAUCGAUAUUAUUAACAAGUAUGCAUUCUUUGCUUCAGAGUAUCCUCUUAUCUUGUGUUUAGAAAACCACUGUUCCAUUAAACAACAGAAGGUAAUGGUUCAGCACAUGAAGAAACUUUUAGGAGACAAGCUCUAUACAACAUCACCCAAUGUUGAGGAAUCUUAUCUACCAUCCCCAGAUGUCCUGAAAGGGAAAAUACUAAUUAAAGCAAAGAAGCUGUCCUUAAAUUGCUCUGGGGUAGAAGGAGAUGUUACUGAUGAAGAUGAAGGAGCGGAAAUGUCUCAGAGGAUGGGAAAAGAAAACGUGGAGCAACCCAACAAUGUGCCUGUGAAGCGAUUUCAGCUUUGUAAAGAACUAUCUGAACUGGUCAGCAUCUGCAAAUCAGUUCAGUUCAAAGAAUUUCAGGUGUCAUUUCAGGUUCAGAAGUAUUGGGAAGUCUGUUCGUUUAAUGAAGUGCUUGCCAGCAAGUACGCCAAUGAAAAUCCAGGGGACUUUGUAAAUUACAACAAGCGUUUUCUUGCUAGGGUUUUUCCCAGUCCAAUGAGAAUUGACUCCAGUAACAUGAACCCUCAAGAUUUUUGGAAAUGUGGUUGCCAAAUUGUAGCCAUGAACUUUCAGACACCAGGACUGAUGAUGGACCUGAAUAUUGGCUGGUUUAGGCAGAACGGAAACUGUGGCUAUGUCCUCCGGCCAGCCAUCAUGAGGGAGGAGGUCUCCUUCUUCAGUGCCAAUACAAAAGACUCUGUCCCAGGGGUCUCACCUCAACUUCUUCACAUUAAAAUCAUCAGUGGGCAGAACUUUCCCAAGCCCAAAGGAUCAGGUGCCAAAGGUGAUGUGGUGGAUCCUUAUGUCUAUGUUGAAAUCCAUGGAAUCCCUGCUGAUUGUGCAGAACAAAGGACAAAAACUGUGCACCAGAAUGGAGAUGCUCCCAUUUUUGAUGAAAGCUUUGAAUUUCAAAUCAACCUGCCUGAACUGGCCAUGGUGCGCUUUGUAGUGCUGGAUGAUGACUACAUCGGGGAUGAAUUCAUCGGCCAGUAUACAAUUCCCUUUGAAUGUUUACAGACGGGCUACCGCCAUGUCCCCCUGCAGUCCUUAACUGGAGAGGUCCUUGCACAUGCUUCUUUAUUUGUCCACGUGGCUAUUACUAACCGAAGAGGAGGAGGGAAGCCUCAUAAAAGGGGCCUUUCUGUGAGAAAAGGGAAGAAAUCCAGGGAAUAUGCAUCUUUGAGAACGUUGUGGAUUAAAACUGUGGAUGAGGUAUUCAAGAAUGCCCAGCCCCCUAUACGGGAUGCCACAGAUCUGAGGGAAAACAUGCAGAAUGCGGUGGUGUCAUUCAAGGAGCUGUGUGGUCUGUCCUCUGUGGCCAAUCUCAUGCAGUGCAUGUUGGCGGUGUCCCCCCGCUUUCUGGGGCCUGACAACACACCCCUAGUGGUCCUGAAUCUCAGCGAGCAGUACCCCACAAUGGAGCUGCAGGGAAUUGUGCCGGAGGUUCUGAAGAAGAUCGUAACAACUUAUGACAUGAUGAUUCAGUCCCUCAAGGCGUUGAUUGAAAAUGCAGAUGCUGUAUAUGAAAAGAUUGUACAUUGUCAGAAGGCAGCCAUGGAAUUCCAUGAACACUUGCACAGCAUAGGCACCAAGGAAGGUUUGAAGGAAAGAAAGCUACAAAAAGCAGUGGAGAGCUUUACCUGGAAUAUUACCAUCUUAAAGGUAAGAAAGCCAGGAAGGAAGAGUAUUUUCGUGCCUCAGACUCCCAUAAUGGUAUGAGUACCCUCCUUCUUCUCCUCCCUCACACUGCAUGUGAUUUGGAAGAAAAGUGCCUGCUGGCCCCCAGGAAAUGGCAAGUGCUAAUCUUUGCUCUCUUCAACACCCAAGCAUGUGGCCAUUACACAGAUGGCAGAGGGCAGGGGAAGUCUUAGCUGCCACACUGGAUCCCUCACCUCAGAAGUAAGACAACUGUUUUUCUCUAAUAGAUAGUUGGACAAAAGGACUUUGAAAACAUUAGCCAGUUGUAGAAUCCCUGUUGUUUUGUCCCUACGUCUAAAUAAAAGCAAUGACUUGUACUUGUUAAUUUUGGCUCCUAAAAUGUAGCACUAACAGAUGUGUCUUGAAAUAUUUUUAAUAUAUUAAAAACUAGAACAUCUUUUGUGGUCAUACGGAAAGUAUGGUGAUUAGCCCAAGGGUUGAGCACAGCUGGGGUGCGGUUCUGGCAUUUGGAGCUGCCAUCAUUCUUUUCCUGGCUGCUGCGGCCUCUGAUCCAAUCCCAGGUAAGCCACAGGCCCAGCCAGAAAAAGCACGGUCAUGCCAGACUCGCAGCAAGAGCUGCUGGGAUCCAGCCACUGCCCUCAGUUACAUCUUUUAAAGAUUACUAAGUAAGAACCUUAAAUAUUUUGACCUAAGGUUGUUAAAAACUCUUUCAAGAUGAAAACCAAAUAGAAUAAGUUAAAAAAAAUUCAAACCAGAAUGUGUGAAAUCAAAUGACAUUUGAGUUGUUCAGCUGAAAACAUUGCAAAGCCAGCUUUGUGGAAGGAGUCUUCAAAACCAGACACCCUGUGUCAGUGGGUGGCAGUGUUUUAAGUAACCUUUGCUCUUUUCAAGUCUUUUGAAUCUAUGAAAUAUGAACACUGCUACAACAAACACCCCCACCUCUUUCAGAUUUUUUUAUUUUUUUUUUUGAGACAGUUUUGUUCUUGUUGCCCAGGCUGCAGUGUAAUGCCACAGUCUUGGCUCACUGCAACUUCCGCCUCCCGGGUUCAAGCAAUUCUUAUGCCUCAGCCUCCCAAGUAGCUGGGUUUACAGGUGCCCACCACCAUGCCCAGCCAAUUUUUUUGUAUUUGUAGUAGAGACGAGGUUUCACCAUGUACUCCUGACCUGAGGUGAUCUGUCUGCCUUGGCCUUCCAAAGUGCUGGGAUUACAGACAUGAGCCACCAUGCCUGGCCAGAAUUGUUCUUCACUCACGCUGCAUGCCUUACCUCCAAGAUGUCUUAAACAUGUAUUUUUAGACACAUAGAACAAACUAAAAGUGAUGUGGACAAAGUUCAGCAGCUUCUGAAGCCCAGAUUUAUUGCCUUUGGGAGUCCAUUGUGUCUUGCCUUGGUAACGUCCAAAGGCCUAUUCUGUUCAAGAUACCAUGAUGACUUCUCUGAAGUUGAGAAAUGUAAGAUUCAACGAGAUGAAGGAUUCUGCUAUUACCACAUUAAUUACCAUAUGCCAUCUGGGGAUUUUUGUUGUUAAAUACCCUGUCAUCAUGUAGUAGAUCUAUAUAUGCUGACAUGGAAAGAUCGCUAAGACAUAACUUUUCUUAAAGAAAAAGGGAAACCAAAGAACAAUAUAGAUUGCUUGAUUGUAUUUACAUUAAAAGUAAAAUAAGAUAACUGUUUGUAAUAUACAUAUAAUGCCGAGAAAAAGACAAAACUCAUUGUUUAGGGGGCAGCUGUGAGAUUAAAGGGGAGACUUUCACAUUUUACUUUAAUUACGUUACUUUAAAUGCAUUCAACAGAUGGUUAUGGAGCCCUGACUCUGUACCUGGCACUGUUCUAGGCUCUGAGGAUUCAGCAUUGAUCAGAAGACAAAAAUUCCUGCCCUCAUGAAGUUUACAUUUAGUGGAAGAGACAGACAAUAAACCAAGCAGUAGAGUAAGGCAAUAAGUAUUAUGGAAAAAGCAAGGCCGGGAAGCAGUAAGGAGAAUUACGGACAGGAAGUGAGAGUUCUAAUUAGACAAGAUGGGGCUGUCAGAGAGGGCGCUGCUGUGAAGAGGACAUCAGAGUCAAGAUGGCAUCAAGGGGAGGGGAGGGAGCUAGCCAGGUGCAUUUCUGUGGCAAGGGCAUUCCCUGUAGAGGGAACAAUGAGUGCAUAGACAUUGAGGCUGGACUAAAGAGGACCUGAUGGGUUUGAGGAACAUUUAGGAGCGUACCAUAUCAGAGGCUGGGUGAACACUACAGGUUGGGUGGGUGGGUGAAAGAAGUCAGAUGAGGCUGUGGGCAAGGACUUUGACUCUCACUCUGAGUUAUUUAGGGGAGCUGCUGAAGAGUUUUAAACAGAGAGGACUGGGAUGUCCUGUGUUUUAAUUUGAGCUCUCUGGCUGUCAUGUUGAAAAUCGAGAGGGAAGACCAGUCAGAAUAAACUUCAAGAAAGAUUAUGGUGGCUUAAACCACAAUGGUGGCAGUGAAGAUGGUAAGAAAUGGUGAGAAACUUUAUAUAUAUGUUUUGAAGAUUGUGACAGUAGGACCUACUGACAGGUGGGAUGAUAGAUGGAAGAAAAAGGGAAGAGUAAAUAAUGACACCAGGGUCCUUGGUCCAGGUCAAGAAUGGGGUUGCUUUGACUGAAGAGUAGCUGGUAGUAGGAGUAGUAGCAGGAUAUCAGAAACUCAACUGGACGUGUGAUGUCCAAAGAAUGAUGCCUAGAUAGGCAUUUUGGUAGGUACUAAUUUUUAUUAAUAAAAAUAAUAAGAGCAUACAUCAAUGAAAUUAAAAACAGAAAGUGCAUAGAGAAAAAUCAAUAAAACCAAAAGCCACUCCUUUGAAAACCUUAUUAAAAUCAAUAAGUCUUUAGUCAAGCUAAGAAAAAAGAUGAUACAAAUUACUAAUGUCAGAAAUGAAAUAAAGGACAUCACCACAGAUUUUAUGGACACUAAAAGGACAAUGAAGGAAUAUGAUGAACAAUUCUAUACCCACAAACUUGAAAACCUAGAUGACAUAGGCCAAUUCCUUGAAAGGUAAAAUCUGCCAAAACUCACAUAAGAAGAAAUAGGCAAUCUGAAUAAUUCUAUAUCUAUUAAAGAAAUCAAAUCAAUAAUUAAUAAGCCUCCAAAACAGAAAGCACCAACCCAGAUAGGUUUACUGGCUUCUACUAAACAUUUAAAGAAGAAAUGAUACCAAUACUCUACAGUCUCUUCCAGAAAAUAGAAGCAGAGUGAAUACUUCCUAACUCAUUCUAGCAGGCCAGUUUUAUCCUAAUACCAAACCAAAGACAUUAGAAGAAAAGAAAACAAUAGACCAGUAUCUCUCAUCAACACAGAAGCAAAAAUCCUUAACACACUAUUAACAAUUAAAAUCCAAAAAUGAAUAAAAAGAAUUAUUCACCAUGAUCAAAAGGAAUUUAUACUGGGUAUACAAGGCUGAUUUAACUUUUGAAAAAUCAACUAAUGUCAUUCAUCAUAUCAACAGGCUAAAAAAGAAAAAGUUCAUGGUUAUAUCAGUAGAUGCAGAAAAAACAUUUAACAAAAUUCAACACCCAUUCAUGAUAAAAAUUCUCAGUGAACUAGGAAUAGAGAGGACCUUACUCAACUUGAUAAGGAACAUCUACAAAAAUCAUACUGCUUAUAUCAUAUUUAAAGGUAAGAAACUCAAAGCAAUCCUGAUAAGAUUAGGGACAAAGCAAGGAUGUUCUCUGACACCAGUGCUUUCAACAUUGACCUGGAAGUCCAGUCCUAACUAAUGCAGUAAGACAAGAAAAUAAAAUAAAAGGUAUAUGUCUUGAGAAGGAAGAAAUAAAACUGUCUUUGUUCACAGAUGAUAUAAUCAUCUAUGUAGAAAAUCCAAAAGAAUUGACAAAAAAAUCUCCUGGAACAAUAUAAUAAGCAAUUAUGGCAGGGUUGCAGGAUACAAGGUUAAUAUACAAAAAUCAAUUGAAUUUUUUUUUAAGAAAAAAAAUUUUGAGACAGGGUCUCACUCUGUCACCCAGGCUGGA